Gryllus bimaculatus (two-spotted cricket) is the source of this 480-nucleotide messenger RNA. NCBI's taxonomy places the organism in Eukaryota, Metazoa, Arthropoda, Insecta, Orthoptera, Gryllidae. The record is from the annotation of a GenBank genome assembly.
AUGAAUAGAUGGGAUGAGACCAAAAUCGCCUGUGUACCAAGAAAUAGGAAGACGGAAGAGGAAAGAGUCGCUCCGGUCGGUGUAGUGAAUGUUAAUAGAGAGUUAGUGGAGGUGCCGCGGCGGACCGGUGGGGGCGCCCGGGCGGCGGGCGGGGCGCAUUCCGGCGGCGCCGGUUCAAAGGCCGGCCCGCCCAGCGGAGCGCGGCGCACUGGGGCCACUUCAUGUGGCCGCAGAGCGCCGCCCGGCCCGUCGCGCCGGGGCAACGCCCUCCGAAGCAUCGCGCCCCCCCGCCCCCCCCGCCAGCGCGGGGAAACAGGGUCGGCGGGCGCGCAGGAGGAGCCGAGGCCUGCUGCUGCCGCCGCCGCCGCCGCUCUCGGCCGCCGCCGCGGCCGCUGCAAGUGGUUCAACGUCGCCAAGGGCUGGGGCUUCAUCACGCCCGACGACGGCGGCCAGGACGUCUUCGUGCACCAGACCAAUUAA